Hypomesus transpacificus is the source of this 3616-nucleotide messenger RNA. It is a transcript of the gene bmp3, whose product is annotated as bone morphogenetic protein 3. The record is from RefSeq and is a predicted model, not a curated record. The transcript is spliced from 3 exons. Gene Ontology annotation, cellular component: extracellular region. Gene Ontology annotation, molecular function: growth factor activity; cytokine activity. NCBI's taxonomy places the organism in Eukaryota, Metazoa, Chordata, Actinopteri, Osmeriformes, Osmeridae. Bases 449 to 1849 code for a protein of 466 amino acids. Gene Ontology annotation, biological process: osteoblast differentiation; BMP signaling pathway; SMAD protein signal transduction.
GAGAGGAAUACCCAGCUGGUCCCAAAAGCCCUAUAUAUAUUACCAAGCACAACAUGCUUCACCUUCGAUGAAAGCUGAGAAGGGGAACGAUUGGCUGUAGAUCCUAAGAUCAGCCCAGAUCUUAGAUACAAAACCAAGAGCUGCCCUCGUGAAUUACUACUUAAGACUAACCAACUGUGAGGUAGGACCAUUUAGCAAACGGAGUGCAUAGCCUGUAACGAUUUGAUAAAGUAACCUACGAUUUGGUCAGUCUUAUCUUAAAACUGAGGUUUCAGGGAGAAUCUGGAUAAGUGGUAUUCACUUAUUCCUUCACCGAUUACAUAAUUUUUUUACUGGACUCGCCAGGUGAUGCUAUUCGUUUUCAAAUAUAGGACCACUUCGGACACGGGCACCAAGGGACAACUUUUUACCAGCAAGUUCGUUUGAAAGUCCCCGCUCACGGCGAAUCAUGGCUCUCUAUUCUCCUGCAUUUGUGUUGUUUGUUGGAUGGAGCUAUCUAUGCGGUGGAUAUUGCGCGAUAUUGAAAGACCAUUUCGUUGGUUUGAAAAGAAAAGUGGAAUCCGGACAUUAUGUGGCGAUCCAGGGGAAAGACCACUCAAUGAAAGACAACCACGACCUGAUUUUACAGGAUACAGUGACGGAACAUAUGCAGAUGCUGUACACGAAAUACAACCAAGCAGGAUUUCCUUUCAAGGAUGGAAAUACUGUCCGAAGUUUUAAAGCGCACUGGGGUACCAUCAACAGUAAGCAGCUGCAGAUCUUCAAUCUAACUUCUCUCACAAAGUCGGAAGACGUGCUAUCGGCCACUCUCCACUAUUACAUUGGAGACUUGACGAAUACCACCCACGGGUGCAACAGGCCGAAGUCUUGCGUGCGCCACGGAGCCAGGAGGAACGGACAUGUCCAAAUGGGCAUCUGGAGUUUUGCCUCUGUGGAUAACCAUACCAGAACUCUGGGGCACUGUCUCAUCAACGUGUCUACGAUGUACCGGGACUUCAUAUCCUGGCAGUGGAAAGACAUAACGCGGGUGGUAAACCAGGCCAAACACCACGACGAACUGCUUAUUGGAAUUGACGUCUCUUCUCAAGGGCCCAGAGCCUGGAAGAGGCUUCUAUCCGACCGCUCGCCGUACAUCCUGGUUUAUGCCAACGAUUCAGCUAUAUCGGAACCCGAGAGCGUCGUUUCAACAUUACAGAGGCAUCAUAGCAUAGGAGGAGAGGGGUCGUUAGCAUCGGGCUUCCACAGACUGGGGCUGCACGCGCGCAAUAACAACACUGAGCCAAAGCCUGGUCACCGGAGAAGGCGAUCCGUUAACGUACUGCUCCCUUUACAAAACAACGAACUACCGGGACCCGAAUACCCUUACGAGACUACUGGCUGGGACGAAGCCAGCCCUUACGAACCACUAGAAGACAAACAAGCAAGGCGGCCUCGGAAAAAGACGCGCAAGAACCAGCGGCAUAAGAUGCCUCUUUUGCAGUUCGACGAGCAGACGAUUAAAAAGGCGCGAAAGAAGCAGUGGAACGAGCCACGGAACUGCGCGCGGAGGUACCUGAAGGUGGACUUCGCCGACAUCGGCUGGAGUGAAUGGAUUAUCUCCCCCAAGUCUUUUGACGCCUACUACUGCUCAGGCUCGUGUCAGUUCCCCAUGCCCAAGUCCCUGAAGCCCUCCAACCACGCCACCAUCCAGAGCAUCGUGCGGGCGGUGGGGGUGGUCCCUGGGAUCCCAGAGCCUUGCUGCGUCCCUGACAAGAUGUCCUCUCUCAGCAUCCUGUUCUUCGACGAGGAUAAGAACGUGGUGCUCAAGGUGUACCCCAACAUGACUGUGGACUCCUGCUCUUGCAGAUAAUGCUUUAGUACCACCUGGGUUAGUACACACACACUCUCACCUCGCGGGCACACACUUUCUGCAUCCAUGUACACAAUAUUCUCAAAGUGCCCGCGCUGUACACAACACACUUCGCUUCCUGCCCCCCCCCCCUCCCCAGGAUCUCCCUUUUUGCACUGGAAAAGAACUUGUCUCCUGCUAUUAGAAAUGAAGAUGACAAACUGUAUGCAGGUAGAACUGUCUCCCCUGUGGUCUCUCCUUAAAUAGGAACAGCACCAUUUUUAAUUCCCGACUUUUCUACCACAUCAUUGCAACUUUUUGGUGGUCUUUAUUCCUGGAGGGGUCCUGGGUCAAAUCCACCAUGAUUAUUACACAGUCAGAAAACAAAGCUAAUCGCCUGAUCAACCUGGAGCUGUUUGAGAAAUCACUUUUGUAUAAGAGACUUUGCUGAACUGAAGACUUGAGGGACUCAGAAAUACCCCCUAGUACUGUACAUCCCUUUUCCGUGAAGGGAGAAUAUUCAAGGCCUGAUUUUUUUAAAUGUUAUUUUAUGCCAUCUGUCCUUCGUCACAACAUCAAAGAGUCUUUAUUACCAAAAUGUCAGUCUCCUGUCCACUUGCAUGGUUUUGUUACAAUGUUAUGUUUUAUGUUCGUACUUUGUUACUCACUAUAUACAUGAAAAUCAUUGCAAACUGUUGCCUUGGCUGCUAUAGAGAGAUAUAUUUGAUUCCAAAGCCAGAAAUGUGGUGUAGACUGUAGAGUGUAAACGUGUUUUUACUAUUAAGAUAAUUGCUCAAUUGUACAUAUUGCUACACCCUUGGAGGAUGAUUUAUGACGCCAGAAAAGUAAGCUACUUUUCAUAUGAUGCCUUGGUAAGAAAUGUUUUUAGAAGGUAGAUUUGAGGAGAAAAGCUUGCUCAAUAGUUUCCUCAAUAUACUUAAAAUUCACAAGACCGACUCAGUGAAAAUCAUCUGGCCUAAAUAACUAAACGUCAUCAAGUCUGCAUUCAGAUACUUCGUUAGAUGUUUAGAAUUGAUAAUAUUUUACAUCAUCUGUUUUAUAAAUGCUCCUAUAGUAUGCCUUAUCAUAAUGUUAAUAUUGUUUAAAAUACAAUACAGAUUCAUAUUCAAUUAUAACUGACUUGACAUGAUACAAGUUUAAAAUAAUUGUCUCUCAACCUUGCAGUAUCUUUCAAAGUAAAAUGAUUCCAUCAGAUUCCAGGUUAGAACAUUUCAAAUCCAUGCAUGAUUACAUCUCAAUGAGCUUUUCAUAAUUGAGUGCAAAAUGUUGCUUACUGGGUGAAAGGUAUUGUACAAUUCUACCAAAAAUUACAGAUUUAAGACAAAAAACAGCCAGUGCAUCACUUUGGAUGGAGUAGUCAUGGAAUGAAGUCUGUUAACCAAAUAUUUAUUUAGAAGAAAACUUAGAGGUUAACAUUAGAUUUUUUUUUAUAGAUUUGUACAUUGUUUUUGUAUAUAACGCACUAUAUGUUGAUGAUAUUGUAAUGCUGUCUCUUGAAGAUGCAGUAGAAGUGCCUUGAAAAUCAAUUCAACUUGUGAUAAAGUUUGAGUUCAAAACUGUUUUUAAAGGCCUUAAUCAUAGACAAUUUAUGAAACAGAAAAUUACUGAAUGGAUAGCAGACAAUGUCACAUCAGAGCUAACAAAUGAUCAUACAUUUACUUUUUUAAACUGGAUAUAUUUUGAUAAAUAAGUACGUAUAAGAGUUUUCGGUUAAGAGCAUAUUCUUUUUAUAAUCCUGGUUGUUUAUGAAAAAUAAUCCCAAUAGUA